This is a messenger RNA of Paramisgurnus dabryanus, 6149 nucleotides long. RefSeq names its product neurotrophic tyrosine kinase, receptor, type 2a (gene ntrk2a). Gene Ontology annotation, molecular function: ATP binding; brain-derived neurotrophic factor binding; brain-derived neurotrophic factor receptor activity. Lineage: Eukaryota; Metazoa; Chordata; Actinopteri; Cypriniformes; Cobitidae. Gene Ontology annotation, biological process: positive regulation of neuron projection development; protein phosphorylation; cell surface receptor protein tyrosine kinase signaling pathway. The record is from RefSeq and is a predicted model, not a curated record. Gene Ontology annotation, cellular component: signaling receptor complex; axon; plasma membrane.
UAUUCUCGACUCGUGCGUCGAGCCUGACGUCAUGAUAAAGAUGCUUCAUUGCUGCGCGUAAACCACAUCACUUUUGAGUUAAUUGGUGGCUGUCCUUACCCUAAUCCAAGCAAUGUGAGAAAACAAUUGCCCUGAUAUUAAUUGGCCAAGGACUCGCAAGGAGCGAUGCGCGGUAACGCAUGACCUUGCGUUAUGCAUUGCCAUCAAAUAAUCCGUACAGCAGCCUAAGUCUUAAAGUCUUGUGGCAGCCAUUGUGAUGUUGUCAAUAAUCGAUAAGGUGUUUAAAUGAUCUCUUCGCCCUCUCUCACCGUCUCCUCCCCUCUGAUGCGCUGCGCAUCAUCUGGCUCUGCGCGCACUCACUUCAGCGCUCGCAUUUCUCACGAGCGCGUCUCCUGUCCUUAUCGCGCCGUCUCGGACGCUACAAUUAACUCAUCUCAUGCCCACCACCGGUUAUUCUUUCUAAAUCCAGACAAAGGCGGAGGAACAGUUACACUUAACCAAAAGAUCGCCUGCGCGUUCCGAUCCAUUUCUGCGUGGACGCUCCAGACGCGAGCGCGCGUAUUUUGCGCUGUCUCCACGCAUUCAGGAGUCUUAAUUCUGGCGGCGAGGACCCGGUGAUGAGACGGCUGUGGUGGGGGUUCGGCAUGGCGGGCUGGGGGUUCGGUUGGAUUCUGGUGCUGCUCGCGCUCUGGAGGCCCGGUGCCGCUUGCCCCGUGCUCUGCACGUGCAGUGGGGUUCGGAUCUCCUGCGUGGACUCGGAGCGCAGUAUCAUGGCUUUUCCCAUGCUUCAGUCCGAGGCAGAGAUGGAGAACAUCACAGACAUAUACAUUGCAAAUCAAAGCAGUUUCACUUCCAUUAAUGAAAAGGAUCUCAACUUAUAUCACAACCUAAGAAACUUAACGGUAACAAACACAAGGCUCACGUAUAUUUCCCGGCAGGCCUUUCAGAACAACCUGAAACUACAAUAUCUAAAUCUCAAAGAAAACAAUCUGUCAAAUCUGUCGUGGAGGACAUUUCGUCAUUUAAACAUCUCAUACCUGUUGCUGGCAGGUAAUCCUUUGCAGUGCUCGUGUGAUAACGUGUGGCUGAAACAUUGGAAAGGAGAAGAGGCCGAGGAGCUGCUGUGUGUGGAGGAGGGAGGGAAGAGGAGAUCUUUUUCCACGCUAACACUGCCUAACUGUGCUCUCCCCUCUGUGACUCUCAAUCCGUCUAAAGUGACCAUGCUCGAAGGGUUAAAUGUGACGCUGAGAUGCAACACGUCAGGAAUGCCCGUGCCUAGUUUGACCUGGAACACCUGCAAGCUAAAUUCACGAUUUGAGCUCGAACGAUCGGGUCAGAUGUCUGAUCUCAAGCUCAUGGACGUCUCUUUCCUGGACAAUGGAUGCAAAAUAGGCUGCACAUCUGAUAACAUGGUGGGCGAAUCUGAGGCCUAUGUGAAUCUGGACAUACUGUUUCCACCUAGGAUCAGCAAGCUGAUGGAUGCAAUCUCAGACCACCACUGGUGCAUUCCCUUCAGCGUGUCGGGCAAUCCAGAGCCGAAACUCAGCUGGUUGUUAAAUGAUAAACCGGUGGAGGAGGGAAUCUUCAUUCGAACCAUGAUCCACGACUUUUCAGAUGGUGAAUACCACGGUUGCUUACAACUGGACAGCCCGACGCACAUCAACAAUGGAAACUACACACUGUUGGCCCGUAACAAAUAUGGAAAAGACAGCAGGAAAAUAAGAGCUCAUUUCAUGCUUGAGCCGUGGAAUGAAUCCGUUACUGAUCCGUUGUAUUAUGAUCCCACUACAGACGACACUCCUAUUGGACCACCUGAGAACAAAGUUGCUGUGUACGUGGUCGUGGGAAUCGCCGCAGUCACAUUCACAGGCUUCAUCCUGAUGCUUGUCGUUCUGAAGUUUGGACGCAACUCAAAAUUCGGAAUCAAAGGUGCAUCCUCAGUCAUUAGUAAUGAUGAUGACUCUGCCAGCCCUCUUCAUCAUGUGUCCAACGGAUCCAACACGCCCUCAUCCUCUGACAUGAACGCAGACGCCGUCAUCAUCGGGAUGACCAAGAUUCCCGUCAUCGAGAACCCCCAGUACUUCCGCAGCACCAACAGUCUGCUCAAAUCUGACACCUUUGUUCAACACAUUAAGAGACACAACAUCGUGCUGAAGAGGGAACUUGGAGAAGGAGCGUUUGGGAAAGUCUUCCUGGCUGAAUGCUACAAUCUGUCGACAGAACAGGACAAAAUUUUAGUGGCCGUGAAGACUUUAAAAGAGGCCAGUGAGAAUGCCAGGAAGGACUUUCAUCGCGAGGCCGAGCUGUUGACUAAUCUUCAGCACGAACACAUUGUCACUUUCUAUGGUGUGUGUGUGGAGAGCGACCCUCUUAUUAUGGUAUUUGAGUAUAUGAAACACGGCGAUCUCAACAAGUUCCUCAGGGCUCAUGGUCCUGAUGCUGUUUUGAUGGCUGAUGGAGAGAUCCAGCAGCAGGCAGAGCUCACUCAGUCCCAGAUGCUUCAUAUUGCACAGCAGAUCGCUGCAGGCAUGGUGUAUCUGGCCUCCCAACACUUUGUUCACAGAGACUUGGCCACGCGAAACUGCCUUGUCGGAGAAAACCUCCUGGUGAAGAUUGGAGACUUUGGAAUGUCCCGAGAUGUUUACAGCACAGAUUACUAUCGGGUUGGGGGUCACACCAUGCUGCCAAUUCGUUGGAUGCCACCGGAGAGUAUCAUGUACAGGAAGUUUACCACAGAGAGUGAUGUCUGGAGUCUGGGAGUGGUGUUGUGGGAGAUCUUUACCUAUGGGAAACAGCCCUGGUACCAGCUUUCAAAUAAUGAGGUGAUCGAAUGUAUCACCCAAGGGCGUGUACUGCAGCGUCCCCGGACCUGUCCUAAGGAGGUGUACGACUUGAUGCUAGGAUGCUGGCAGAGAGAGCCACACACCCGACUCAACAUCAAAGAGAUUCACAACCUUCUCCUAAACCUGGCGAAGGCUUCACCGGUGUACCUGGACAUCCUAGGAUGAAAGAGCAUGUGUGACUGCACAUGGAUACCUUGCCCUCUUCUUCUACCCAUCCCAUCAUUCCUCUCUCCUCCCGCUUUAAAACCUCCUUCGUUUUUCUCUUUUUGAUGUAAAUGUCUCGAUCGAUCAGCCAGAGGAUCUUGUCCGUUUACAUUAUGACUAAAAAUCACAUAUUCUGACGGAAUAGAAAAGACGUGCACUCACCGCGGCUUUUAAAAUUACAAACGGUUGACCUUUCUCAACUUCAGGACCAAGUGAACUCACUGCAUACUUGUUCAUUUUAUUCAUCACAACUGCAGAAGGACUUUUGCUGCUGGGUUCAUUGUUUCAGGACUUCAGGGAGAAAAUGAGAGAAGAAACAAACAGCUUUUUUCUGCCCGCUGGACUUCUGUCAGCACACAGCUACUGUACUUCAUGUAUCAUUAUGUAACAUCAUAUUUCAUGUAGUUAGGGAUGCACCGAUAUGAUUUUUUGGGGGGUGGGUGGCAUACCGAUUUAAACAGACAACUAUUGGCUGAUACCGAUAUUAAACACUUGUGUACAGUGCAAUACUAUACAGUUGGCAUAUUAGCUAGUUUAUUUCUGCAUCAAAUUAUUUUUUACUGAACAUGGAUUGGAUCUAUAUCACAUUCAACUGACCAACAUAAUAAGAGAGGCACAAAGUAAGAUCAAAUUUUGGCGAUUUUUGGUCUUUUUCUGAGAUUUUGGAAAAACCCAGAUCCCAGACAUUUUCCCAAAAUACUCUUACUCUAACCGAAUGGCUCACGUGAAUGAGUAAUCUCUAAUGUGAUUUACAAUUUUUCCCCCUCGCACGUCUGACAAACUAUAAUUUGUACAGAUUUGAUUUUGUUUUGGGAAGUAUUUAAUCAUUUAAAUAAUUAUUUUUAAAAUGCUGGAUUAUGCGACAGACAUGCAACUUAUUGCCUUCACGCAGUUAAUUCAUAAACAAUCGGUAUCAGGCUUUCUCGUGCUAUUGACGAUGGUUUCAAAUUCAUCAAAAAUCGUCCGAUACAUAUCGGCGGCCGAUACAUCGGUGCAUCACUACAUGUAGUAGCAAAGGUUUGGACUUAAACUCAUUCUUGUUUUUUUUCUUCACAUUUUAGACAUCAAAGCUAUCAAAAAACACAAAUAGGAUUAUGAUAAUGAUCUUAGUAAUGUUAAGUCUUCUAAAAAAGUAUUCUAAAUGACCUUAUAUAUUCUGCACAGGUGCAUCCUGGGAUUUUUUUUCUGGGAAUACCCAUUCUGGAUACUUAGCUUUCACUUAACAACACCUUAAUUCUCGUAUUGCUUGUAAAAUAUAUGUUGACAUAAUUUAUAUUUCUUUGCAAACUUAUGUUAUACUGUAUAUUUAAGCAUAUGUUUUUGGAUCAAACUUUUUUAAGAACACUGUAAAAAUUCCUUGUUGCACUUUAAUUUUUAAGUUAAAUGAAUUUUAAAUUACAAUUAAUUUCAGCUUUCUUGAAUUAUGGAGUUGCUAUAAAUAUAAAAAAUAAGUUGAAAUAACUUAAGCUAAUUCAACUUUAUUUGUAUAAUUUAUAACAACUUCUCACUAGUCAAGAAAGUUAAAAAAGGAAUUGUAAAUUCAAGUGAAUUAAACUUAAAAGAAAAUAAGUGCAACAGUGUAGCUCCCUAACACUGUUAAAAAGAUUUGUUUGUUCAACUUAAAAAAGUCGUUUUUUAAUUUUUAAUUUUUUUAUUUUUAGUUAAUUCAACUUAAAAAUAUUAGUUAACUCAAAAACGUUGCUGUGUCAACUAAUAUUUUUAAGUUGAAUUCACUAAAAAUUUUAAGGCAAUCAUGUUACUUACUUGAACCAACUUUUUACAGUGAAAUUUUAAGUUUAAUCUCAUUGGCUGUGCAAGUCAUUUUAACUAAUUAGAUUAAUUUAAAGUUGUUUAAAUAAACUGCUAUAGCUAAGUUAAAAUUGCUCUGAUAAGUUAGACUACACUGUAAAAAAUUAUUUACUGCCUUAAAUAAUUUUUUUAAUCAACUCAGAUUAAUUUUAACUUUCUAUUAUUUAUGUUGACUAGAGAUGAGUUGUUAUAACUUAUUUUAUAAGUUGUAGCAACUCAUCUCUACACUGUAAAAAAUACUUUGCUGCCUUGUAAAUCUGAGUUGAUUCAACAAAAAUGUUUAAGUCAUUUCAACUUACUAUUAUUUAUUGUAUAAGGUAAUUAUUGCUUGUUGUUAUAACUACAGGUGAGUUGUUAUAACUUAUAAAAUUAAGUUGACUUUUCUCACCUAUAUUUUAUAAGUUAUAUCAUCUUGAUUUGACAAAAAAUGUUAAGGCAGCAAAGUAUUUUUUACAGUGUAGUCAAGAUAAAUAAAGUUGAAAUGACUUGUAAAUCUGAAAAUUUAAGGCAGCAAAGAAUUGUUUACAGUGUAGUCGAAAUUUAAAAUAAAAAAUACACAGUCGAUUUGAUUAAACUUAAAAUUUAGGACAGCUAAGAAUGUUAAACACUAAAGUAAAAAGUGCUUCACAAGGCCGUACAAGAACCAUUUCUGGCUAAAUGCUUUCAUAAAGAACCUUUAGCAUAAGAAAGGUUUCUUCUGAUUAUAAAAAUGUAUGUACCUAAUGUUUUUUUCUGAGAACCUUUGACUAAAAGGUUCUUUGAGGAACCGAAAAUGGUUCUUCUAUGGCAUUGCUGUGAAAAACCAUUCAAGCACCUUUAUUUUUAAGUGUAAAUGUGUCCAAACCUUUGUCUGUCAGUGUCCAUCUAUAUGUAAAAAGUAAUGAUGAUAACCAGUGACAACCUGCGAUGUAUUUCUAUUAUAUUCGUAGCUGGACAAGAUUGGUUGAAACCUUCUGACAGGAUGUUUUUACUCUCAAGCAAAUUAGAAAUGGCAGUGUGACCCGCUAACAUGUAUUCAGGUCUGUACUGAACACUACAUGCACCAAUAUAGAGGACUACAUGGAGUCAUUUGAGACAAGGCCAUACCUCAGUACUGUCAGUGUGCAUUUACUACAGGACCUUAAUUAGGCAGAGUGCCCGAUUCGAGUGAGGGCUAAAUUAAAACCUCUUUCUGUCUUUCUCAUUCACCAUGGUUUACUGCUGAAGCUCCUAAUGUAGUACUCAAGCUUCGGGUCACACAACUGCUGAGGUGUAAUAUAUAUUUCAUAACAGGACAAAUGUCUACUAUUAGCA